GCCGCUUCGAGCCCGCGCUGCGAGAGCGUCACACCGGAGCAGCACGAGCUCACACGGCGAUGUUGUUCUGUUGUUAUUAGGUUAUUAAUCAGACAGAAUGAUCGCGACGCGCUGUUUCCCGCAGCGGACUCUGCUGAAGGCGGCAGCCCGGUGUUCUCAUCGCUCUUUACAGCGGAAUGUGUUCAGUAAAACAGCGACAGAGACACAGAAACUGACUCUAGCAGCUCAGAGCUCCAGCGAUGUGACUCCAGCUGGAAACAUCUCAACAUCUCAGAUCAGCCCCAGAGCAGGUGGGGUCCAGGAGCUGGACGUGGCUCUGCUGGUGUCGGUGCUGAAGCAGGAGAACGCCUCGGACAUCUGUGUGAUCAGAGUCCCGCCGGAGCUCAAAUACACCAAUCACAUGAUCAUCGUGAGCGGAUCCUCGCCUCGACACCUGAGCGCCAUCGCAGCGCUGCUGCUCAAAACAUUUAAGUUCCUGCGGAAGGACAAGGAUCCACACGUUCGGCUGGAGGGGAGAGACUGCGACGACUGGAAGUGCAUCGACUUCGGACCGAUGGUGCUUCACCUCAUGCUGCCGGACACCAGACAGACGUACGAGCUGGAGAAGCUGUGGACGCUGCGCUCGUAUGACGAACAGCUGAAGCGCAUCCCGCCGGAAACACUGCCCUCAGACUUCAUCUACGACGUCAGACCUGCUGCUCACAGACUCAAAUCAACAGUGACUUUAAAUAUUAAACAAGGACAAGUUGUCUGAAAUAUCAAGAUUUGAGCUGCUAAUUUGGAAUAAAAUCAAUUCAAAAAUA
Molecule: messenger RNA, 803 nt
Organism: Carassius auratus (goldfish)
Lineage: Eukaryota; Metazoa; Chordata; Actinopteri; Cypriniformes; Cyprinidae
Gene: malsu1
Product: mitochondrial assembly of ribosomal large subunit 1
Exons: 4
Coding region: 98-754 (218 amino acids)
Biological process (GO): negative regulation of translation; negative regulation of ribosome biogenesis
Cellular component (GO): mitochondrion
Molecular function (GO): ribosomal large subunit binding
Source: RefSeq, a predicted model, not a curated record